Molecule: messenger RNA, 1050 nt
Organism: Lodderomyces pseudojiufengensis
Lineage: Eukaryota; Fungi; Ascomycota; Pichiomycetes; Serinales; Debaryomycetaceae
Gene: ADH2
Product: alcohol dehydrogenase
Exons: 2
Coding region: 1-1050 (349 amino acids)
Molecular function (GO): zinc ion binding; oxidoreductase activity
Source: RefSeq, a predicted model, not a curated record
AUGUCAAUUGAAAUUCCAAAAACUCAAAAAGCUAUAGUAUUUGAAGGUUUUAAUGGUCCUAUAAAUUUGCAAGAAAUUCCCGUUCCAGAAAUUCAACCAAAUGAAAUAUUAGUUAAUAUCAAAUAUUCAGGAAUUUGUCAUUCUGAUCUUUCUACGUAUCAUGCAGCUUGGGGUAGUUUAACUAAAACAAAAAUUUUAGGACAUGAAGGAGCAGGGGUAGUAGUUAAAUUAGGUUCAAAUGUAACUGGUUGGAAGAUUGGAGAUUAUGCUGGAGUAAAAUUAAUUGAUUCAACAUGUUCUCAAUGUGAACAUUGUCAACAAGCAAAUGAAGUAUUAUGUCCAAAAAUUUCAUUAAAUGGUAUAAGUACUGAUGGAACUUUUCAACAAUAUGUAGCUACUGAUGCUUUUAAUGCUGCUCAUUUACCAUCUUCAGUUGAUUUAUCUAAAGUUGGUCCAAUAUUAUGUGCUGGAGUUACUGCAUACAAAGGUUUAAAGACAUCAAAUGCUAAACCUAAUGAAUGGGUAGCUAUUGUUGGAGCUGGUGGAGGUUUAGGAUCUUUAGCUAUUCAAUAUGCUAAAUCAAUGGGAUUAAGAGUUAUAGGAAUAGAUGGUGGUGAAGAUAAAGCUAAAUCUGCAAAAAAUUUAGGUGCUGAUGAAUUUAUUGAUUUUACUAAAUCAGAAGAUGUUGCAAAAGAUGUAAUUGAAAUAACUAAUGGAGGAGCUCAUGCUUGUAUUAAUGUUUCAACUUCUGAAAAAGCAAUUCAACAAUCAGUAUCAUAUGUUAGACCUAAUGGAACUGUUGUAUUAAUUGGAUUACCUCCUAAUGCUAGUAUAAAUGUUAAUAUUUUAAUGGCUGUUUUAAAACAAGUUACAAUUAAAGGUUCAUAUGUUGGAACUAGAUGGGAUACUACAGAAGCUAUAGAUAUUUUUGCAAGAGGUUUAAUUAAUUGUCCAAUUACUGUUGUUGGUUUAAGUGAAGUUCCUAAUGUUUUUAAAUUAAUGGAAGAAAAUAAAAUUGUUGGUAGAUAUGUAGUUGAUACAAGUAAGUAA